AUCCCUCUGCAGAGCCCGGGGUCACCAGGAGGAGACGCCAUGACCCCCACCCUCGCAGCCCUGCUCUGCCUAGGGCUGAGUCUGGGCCCCAGGACCCACGUGCAGGCAGGGCCCUUCCCCAAACCCACCCUCUGGGCUGAGCCAGGCUCUGUGAUCAGCUGGGGGAGCCCCGUGACCAUCUGGUGUCAGGGGAGCCUGGAGGCCCAGGAGUACCGACUGGAUAAAGAGGGAAGCCCAGAGCCCUGGGACAGAAAUAACCCACUGGAACCCAAGAACAAGGCCAGAUUCUCCAUCCCAUCCAUAACAGAGCACCAUGCGGGGAGAUACCGCUGCCACUAUUACAGCUCUGCAGGCUGGUCAGAGCCCAGCGACCCCCUGGAGCUGGUGAUGACAGGAGCCUAUAGCAAACCCACCCUCUCAGCCCUGCCCAGCCCUGUGGUGGCCUCAGGGGGGAAUAUGACCCUCCAAUGUGGCUCACAGAAGGGAUAUCACCAUUUUGUUCUGAUGAAGGAAGGAGAACACCAGCUCCCCCGGACCCUGGACUCACAGCAGCUCCACAGUGGGGGGUUCCAGGCCCUGUUCCCUGUGGGCCCCGUGAACCCCAGCCACAGGUGGAGGUUCACAUGCUAUUACUAUUAUAUGAACACCCCCCGGGUGUGGUCCCACCCCAGUGACCCCCUGGAGAUUCUGCCCUCAGGCGUGUCUAGGAAGCCCUCCCUCCUGACCCUGCAGGGCCCUGUCCUGGCCCCUGGGCAGAGCCUGACCCUCCAGUGUGGCUCUGAUGUCGGCUACGACAGAUUUGUUCUGUAUAAGGAGGGGGAACGUGACUUCCUCCAGCGCCCUGGCCAGCAGCCCCAGGCUGGGCUCUCCCAGGCCAACUUCACCCUGGGCCCUGUGAGCCCCUCCCACGGGGGCCAGUACAGGUGCUAUGGUGCACACAACCUCUCCUCCGAGUGGUCGGCCCCCAGCGACCCCCUGAACAUCCUGAUGGCAGGACAGAUCUAUGACACCGUCUCCCUGUCAGCACAGCCGGGCCCCACAGUGGCCUCAGGAGAGAACGUGACCCUGCUGUGUCAGUCAUGGUGGCAGUUUGACACUUUCCUUCUGACCAAAGAAGGGGCAGCCCAUCCCCCACUGCGUCUGAGAUCAAUGUACGGAGCUCAUAAGUACCAGGCUGAAUUCCCCAUGAGUCCUGUGACCUCAGCCCACGCGGGGACCUACAGGUGCUACGGCUCAUACAGCUCCAACCCCCACCUGCUGUCUUUCCCCAGUGAGCCCCUGGAACUCAUGGUCUCAGGACACUCUGGAGGCUCCAGCCUCCCACCCACAGGGCCGCCCUCCACACCUGCCUCACACGCCAAGGAUUACACAGUGGAGAAUCUCAUCCGCAUGGGCAUGGCAGGCUUGGUCCUGCUGUUCCUCGGGAUUCUGUUAUUUGAGGCUCAGCACAGCCAGAGAAACCCCCAAGAUGCAGCCGGGAGGUGAACAGCGGAGAGGACAAUGCACCCUUCAGCGUGGUGGAGCCUCAGGGACAGAUCUGAUGAUCCCAGAAGGCUCUGGAGGACAAUCUAGGACGUCCAGAGGGGGGUGAGAUUUCAGGCCACACACUGUGGAAGGUAAUCAUGUCUGAUCACAAAUUUUGGGUCUCCACCUUACUUCCAAUCUAUGUUGUGAAUGCCCAGUUGAGACCCACGGAAAAGAGCUCAUGGGUGAGUGUGAAGUGCUUCUCUGUCUUAAGUUCCCAGAGAUCCUUGCCUCUUGGAGGCCAGCAAACACUAACUCUUGAGGAAUUCGGCCGGGCGCGGUGGCUCACGCCUAUAAUCUCAGCACUUUGGGAGGCUGAUGCGGGCGGAUCAUGAGGUCAGGAGAUCGAGACCAUCCUGGCUAACACGGUGAAACCCCGUCUCUACUAAAAAUACAAAAAAAUUAGCCGGGCGUGGUGGCGAGUGCCUAUAGUCCCAGCUACUCAGGAGGCUGAGGCAGGAGAAU
This is a messenger RNA of Homo sapiens (human), 1989 nucleotides long. RefSeq names its product leukocyte immunoglobulin like receptor A6 (gene LILRA6). Gene Ontology annotation, biological process: cell surface receptor signaling pathway. The record is from RefSeq and is marked validated. NCBI's taxonomy places the organism in Eukaryota, Metazoa, Chordata, Mammalia, Primates, Hominidae. Gene Ontology annotation, cellular component: membrane.